AUUGGAAGAGUAACUGGGUGGGGAACGUGAGCUGGGUAUUAAGGUACAAACUCCAUCUGCAGACUCUCAGCCAAGACGUGGGACAAGCAUGGCUCGGCCACUCGUGUGCGCGCUGGCACUGGCUGCUUUGCUAUUACUAGGUAUCGCCGCUGUCUCCAGAGCCAAGGGCCUGCGGGACCAGGAGCCUCGGCAGGGUUCUCGAAUCCCUUCACAGUUCAGCGCCAAGGAGCGCGUGGGGAUGAAAGAGGCGCUGAAAGGUGCUAUCCAGAUCCCAACAGUAUCCUUCAGCAACACAAAAUCCAACACAAUGGCCCUGGCUGAGUUUGGAGAAUUCAUUCAGAAAGUCUUCCCCACAGUGUUCCAAACCAGCUUCAUCCAGCACGAAGUUGUGGGAACGUACAGCCACCUGUUCUCUGUGCAUGGCUCUGACCCAAACUUGCAGCCCUACCUACUGCUGGCUCACUCUGAUGUGGUACCCGCCUCAGAAGAAGGCUGGGAGGUGCCUCCCUUCUCUGGGUUGGAGCGUGACGGCUUCAUCCACGGCCGAGGCACCCUGGACAACAAGAAUGCCGCGAUGGCCAUCCUGCAGGCCUUGGAGCUCCUGCUGGCCAGAAACUACAUGCCCCAAAGAUCUUUCUUCAUUGCUGUGGGCCAUGAUGAGGAGGUGUCAGGGCUGAACGGAGCUCAGGAGAUGUCAGCGCUGCUCCAGGCCAGGGACAUCCAGCUAGCCUUCAUUGUGGAUGAGGGUGGCUUUAUCUUGGAUGGCUUCAUUCCCAACCUCAAGAAGCCUUUUGCCAUGGUUUCAGUUUCUGAGAAGGGCGCACUUAACCUCAUGCUGCAAGUCAACAUGACUCCAGGCCACUCUUCAGCUCCUCCAGAGGAAACAAGCAUUGGCAUCCUGGCAGCUGCUGUGAGUCGCCUGGAACAGACACCAUUUCCCAACAUGUUUGGAGAUGGGCCAUUGAAAACAACAUUGCAGCUACUGGCAAAGGAGUUUUCUUUCCCUACCAAUAUAAUUUUGAGCAACCUGUGGCUGUUUCGGCCCCUUGUAAGCAGGUUAAUGGAGAGGAAUUAUAUAACCAAUGCGUUGGUCAGGACCACCACAGCACUCACCAUGUUUAGUGCAGGAGUCAAGGUGAAUGUCAUUCCCCCAGUGGCCCAGGCCACCAUCAACUUCCGGAUCCACCCAGACCAGACGGUCAAGGAGGUCCUGGAGUUUGUCAAGAAGGUGGUGGCUGAUGAGCGGGUAAAGAUGCAUGUAUUGAAUUCUUUCGAACCUCUGCCUGUCAGCCCCUCUGAUGAUCAGGCCCUGGGCUACCAGCUACUCCGCCAGACUUUGAAGUCUGUCUUCCCAGAAGUUGACAUUGUUGUCCCAGGUACUUGUAUCGGCAAUACAGAUAGCCGACAUUACACAAACCUCACCUCCAGCAUCUACAGGUUUAACCCAGUCUUCCUGCAGCCUAGAGACUUCCAGAGCAUCCAUGGAAUCAAUGAAAAAAUCUCAGUCCAAGCCUAUGAGAACCAGGUGAAGUUCAUGUUUGAGCUGAUACAGAAUGCCAACGGAGACCUGAGGCAGGUUCCUCACCAGCACGAACUGUGAGGCCGAAGGGCCAGGACUCAACCCAGGAGGAGCAGCAGAGCCCACGAAACUUAUGGCUAAAACCAUGAUAUGUUGCCCACAUGCCUUGCUCACUCAGCAAGAUCCAGGCCAGGAUUGGGGGGAGGUAGCAGUAGAAAUCUGGCUUCUUGUGCUGGUUAUUUAACUGCUUCACUCUCCAACCCUAACUAACAAAUGUAAAUUUGAAUUAUCUCAA
Molecule: messenger RNA, 1814 nt
Organism: Erinaceus europaeus (western European hedgehog)
Lineage: Eukaryota; Metazoa; Chordata; Mammalia; Eulipotyphla; Erinaceidae
Gene: PM20D1
Product: peptidase M20 domain containing 1
Exons: 13
Coding region: 89-1600 (503 amino acids)
Biological process (GO): amino acid metabolic process
Molecular function (GO): hydrolase activity, acting on carbon-nitrogen (but not peptide) bonds, in linear amides
Source: RefSeq, a predicted model, not a curated record